Messenger RNA from Aureobasidium pullulans EXF-150, 1925 nucleotides. RefSeq lists its product as uncharacterized. Lineage: Eukaryota; Fungi; Ascomycota; Dothideomycetes; Dothideales; Saccotheciaceae. The transcript has a single exon. The record is from RefSeq and is a predicted model, not a curated record. The coding region runs from base 419 to 1831 and encodes 470 amino acids.
GACCGUUCGAGCCUCGGUCUUGCUCAACACUGUUACUCACAUUUGACCAUCAUCGCUCGUUGUGGACUUACCUCGAGUAUCUGACUGAUUGUACGAUGACAAAUGAGACAAUUGUGAGACUUUGAAAGGAGUCAAGCAUGUAGGUUGGUAUAGAAUGCGACAAGGCAUUGAAGUGCUCCUGUGUUUGACCAAACUCUAUUGUAAGGUGGCACGCGACGACACGAUAUCUGAGUCGUAUCCAUCACUGUUCUGCCAACCGUCGCUGGGUCGAGUGAGAUUGAGGAUGACAAGAAGAUUGAGUCACAUGGGGCCUUGAUCUAUAAAAUAUUUUCCAGCUUGCAGCUCACACCGACCCUCCAUCGCAGAAAUCCAGGACGGCUGAUUGAUUGCGAACAUUUCUCUGGCCCUCGAAUCGACCAUGUCGUUCGACAACUUACCCAAUGAGUUGUUGCUCAUGAUUAUUGAACCUUACAAGCGCUGUCACCAGCGAAGUCCCAGAACGGGUCAAGCUUCAGUCAGUAGUAUUGAGCAAGCGGAUAACACAAGACGUCUUGCUGGCUUCGCAAGAGUGUCAAAGACUUGGUAUGGCGUUAUUGCGCCUAUCUUGUACUCGACAUAUGUCAAGCCAGACAAUGCCUAUCACAGGUCUUCUCCGCCCAUUGCAACGCUUGCACCCUUGUAUGCACAGCCCAACAAGAACCUCAGACUAUUCCUUCGGUCCGUUAUCACAAGACCAAAGCUUGCAAGGGAUGUGAAGAAGUUGGUCCUGGGAUCUUGGGAUCAUACGAUGACAUGCUUUCAGUACAACGAUAUGCUAAGCUCGGCAUCCGGACUUGCGAACUCACUUCGACAAUCCUCUGUGGCGAUUCCUCCUGGCGAUUUUCUCCGCAGCGGUUACAAGGCCACCCUGCUCAGUCUCCGACUUACGCCAGCUCCCCCAUGCACGAGGGUGGCACAAUUCGUGACCAAUCUCUUUGGAGGUGAUGAAGAUGCCGAAGUGGGCUUGCUGAUCGCUCUGACACCAAACGUGCAUGAGCUCUAUCUCCGACAACGAGUCGAUCUGGGGCCCUUCUUCUGGCCGUUAUAUAAUGACUAUGGUACCAACUCGGCACUUACUGGUGCCUUGUCAAGCCUCGAUACGAUAACCUUGGAUCUCCCGAGAAAUGGAUUUUACCCUUAUCACAGACUCUUUAGUUGGUUGUUGAACGUAGAGUUCCUCUCAUCUCUCACCGUGGAAGGAUGCAAUACGGAAAUUGCGAACCUCAUUUCGGUGCUCGGAGGACCUCAACUGAGUCAUCUCAAUCUGCAAACUUGCAAUUUGAACGUACUCCAAGGAACCGUCCGCCUCAAACAUCUACGAUGGAUCGUCCCAGGGAAUGCCGGUUUUCGACCUACGUUUGAUGAAUGGAAUCGAUGCAAAGCUGUUUUGAGUCUUCAAAAAGACAGCCUCGAGUCUUUGCAUUUGGAAGGAGAUUACUUCUUGACCGGAGGCUUCGAUCGCAGCGAAAUUUCAUUCAAGGAUUUCAAGCGACUGAAAUCUCUGAAAAUACAACAGCAGUUUUUGUUUGGGUAUCAAAGGGCCAGUUCUCUUCUCUUGGACGACUUACUGCCCGAAUGUCUAGAGAGAUUUGAGGUGACGGUCUGCAUGUAUGACCUGGUCAUUGCGCUAAUGUACUCAUUGGCACGGCGCCGACACCGCACAAAACUGACCCAUCUUACACUGGGUCCUUUCUGGAAGUUGCCUUCUAUCUUGCUUUGCAGGUGUCUUAGGCGUCAAUGUGCUAGGACGGGUGUCAAGUUCAAAUUGGACGCAAACAUCAGGUUGGGCUGACCAUACGCAUACCCUACUGCUAUUUGGUUCGAUUGCGAUAUUGGCGAGGUGCUAGAUUCCUCCAGCUUCCGUCUUUGCAAGUGGGACAACUCUC